GAUAUUUACAACAGGAAAAGCUUCUAGCUACCUGCCGUGAAUUUAUUUUGGAAAGCUCAGAUCUGAAAGAAUAUGCAGAGCACUGCACAGAGGAUGGUUUUAUUCCAGCCUGCUUGCUGUCCCUGUGUGGAAAAAACUUGACGACUAUUCUUAAUGAAUAUGUAGCCAUGAAAACAAAAGAAACAACAAAUGAAGUUCCAGCGAUGAUGUCAUCUCUGUGGAAAAAAUUAGACUAUACACUUUCUCAGAUCAGGAGCAUGCAGAGUUCCACAGGCUUUUCUGCUAAUCAAAGGAUACGUACAAGAAGUGGAAUUGUGGAAAUGAAAAGACAGAGAAUGCUUCAGCAAUCAGAUCCUGCAAACUCAGGAUUGUUGUCAGUAGCCCAUCAGUCAGGGCCACAGAAUUCCUCCUCUGUUGUGUCUCCGCAAGUUAUUCACAGGCCGGCAAUAAAUCAAAGCGUGUCACAGACAAGACUGAAUACGUUGUUUGUGCACCAGUCGCAAACUCAAGAAAACAAGAUGACCACCGGAGAUUUUAUACACAUUCAAGUUCCAGCAUCACAAGAACGAAAGCUUCAUUCAAACUUGCUUUCUCCAGGAAGACGAAAAAGUGAAUCUCAGAAGAGGAAAAACAUUGUGGCAUUGGGACCUCUUUCAGCAACUAGAAACUCUCAAGACCCUGAUGAAGCAGUAACAGAAAAAGAGAUGAUAAUUGAAAAUGCCAGAGAAAAAAUUUUGAGCGACAAAUCUCUUCAGGAGAAGCUUGCUGAGAACAUUAACAAAAUCCUGGGCAGUGACGGCAAUGUCGUUCAGGCCCCUAAACAGACAGACAGUGGUCCUACAGAGCAGGAGACUUCCAUUGAUGAAAUCCUUGGACUUCAGGGUGAAAUUCAUAUGUCAGAAGAGGCCAUACAAGAUAUUCUGGAACAGACAGAAUCAGACCCAGCUUUUCAGGCACUCUUUGACCUGUUUGAUUAUGGAAAGAGCAAGGUAAACAAGAACUUACCUGCUGGUGUUUCUGGUCAGAGUGGAGUAGAAAAUGCAAUCCUGGAAACACUUGAAAGUUCUUUAGGAACAGAAGAAACUAGUAGAUGCGAUAAUUCCAGAGAGUCACUCUCCUGCAAAGGCUUUCAGUUAGAAGAAGUGUCAUGUGCCUUGAAGACCACCGUUAAUGACGAUGUCACGGCUAAGAAGAAUACAGCCAAUGAACAGUUGCAGGGAAAUUGCAGGCCAAGGAAGCAGGCUGAAGGGCUUAAAACUGUCACCCCUGAACAUAUUGGAGAGCUUGAAAUCGCUCUUGACUCUGUGCCUGGCUUAACGGAAGCUAACAAGACACAGAGUUCUGAUAGCAAAUGUAACGAACACUCUGGAGAUUCUUACGAUAAAAAAGAGUCGUCUGUGUUGGUAUCUGAAAGUGCAGGAACUAUGGAAAUUGAAAAAGGCCUGCUAAGUCAUAGCGCUCAAAGUAGUCCUCAUUUAGAAUAUGUUCGUUCUGGUAGUUCACAGAUUUGUUUGAUUUCAUUGGCAGAGGAUACUAGAGCAAGUGAAAACAAAACACUUUCUGGAAGUAAACAUCACUUAUCACCAGUUACUUCACUCUCUGAAAAUACACUUACUGAGAACCCUUCUGAUGGGAGCCCUGGCCACGCUGUACUGCUGAGAAAAACCAAUUCAUCCAUUUCUAGCCCAUCAGCAGAUGCGGGAAAAGAGCAGGCUGUAACAAAUGAUACGGAUGCCUUACCUGGUAUUUUACAGGAGAACCCCAGCCACCACUUUACCCAUCAGGAACAGAACACGCAGUCAGAAUGUGCUGCAGGACCUGUGGUGAAGAUUUCGGAUCUCGGCCAAACAGAGUUGCAGCUUGACGUUGAUACUUCCAGUGAUCAACAUACAUGUGAUAAGCCACCUAAGAAAGAUUUUAACCUUCCUUUGGGCCUGUCCAACUCAGAGGGAACACAAGGGGAAACACAAGAACUUUCACCUUCUACAAAAGUAGAUGCCAAUAAUACGUAUUUCUCUUCUGGUGAUGAUGCAUGUACAGAAAUUUCUGUAGUAUCCACUGAGAAUAAUCUUGCCACAUCUGAAAUACACCACUCUCCUCUCCCAGAAACUGCACCCUCAACAGAUGAGUCAGGUGCUGAGGGCAGAAGUAUAGGUGGUGUAUCUUCUAGUAGUCAACCAAUGGAUGUUGAUCCUUCUAACAUAAUGUCCCUCAAGAUCAUCAUCAGCGAUGAUCCCUUUAUUUCGUCAGAUGCGGAGUUAAACAGUGCUGUUUCCAGCAUCACAGGAGAAAAUUUACCGACUAUAAUAUUGUCUUCUCCAGCCAAGUCUCCAACCAAAACUACAGGCCUGACCAAAUGUCUGGCUUCAGAAGACACGGAAAAAAGUGUGGAUUCGGCACUGACAGAACAGAAUCUCCUUGUGCUUAGACCCAAGGAUCCUGUGGUCAGCUCGGUUAACACUCCGAACGAAGACUGCGCUGUUCUUUCGGUUGCAGGUACAUCUAAUCUUUCCAAGGAAGGGGGGUUUAUACAGUUGAUGCCAGCAACGAGCACAGCUUUUGGGAAUUCAAACAACCUUUACAUAGCCACCUGUGUGACUGAUCCAGCUGCCCUGGGUACAGCUGUGACACCGUCCAACGUAGUUGUGCUCCCCGGCAGCUCUGUGCCGCUCGCUGCCCAAGCUCCAGCCAUGCAACAGUUACGGACUCCCCCAAGAUCCAGCAAUACAUUUGCAGCCAACCAGACCAUCUCCCCAAACUUCUCACAAGGUUCUGCCAUUAUAAUUACAUCUCCAGUGCAACCUGUUUUGCAAGGAAUGGUGGGAAUGAUACCUCUCUCUGUGGUCGGACAAAAUGGAAAUACGUUCCCAGCACCUGCCCGCCAGGUUCUGCAUAUGCCUGUGGCUAAUCCAGUGUGCAACAGAAGUGUCCCAAAACUUCCCAUCCCUCCCAAAUCACAAAAGGUUCCUGGAGCAAGAAACAAGACUAAUACAGGAAAACUGGUACCAAGUGUGGCCGAGCCUUUGAACCCUACAAAUUCUCGAGCACAAAGGACUGGAAAUGCGGACAAGCUUAUCACCGCAGAACCAGGAAGGAAAGUGGAGGAGAACUUGCCUGCUCUGCCAGUAGAGAGCACAAGCUCCAACUCAAGGCAAGGUGAAAGUCACAGGAGAGUGCUUUGCUUCGAUAACAUCCUACCCACUCCAGGAGGAAACACCCAGAUCCAGACUCCUAAGAGUUUAUCCCAAAAAGAAAGAAACGAAAAUACUUCAUUUGCUGUCGACACCGCAUCAUCCUCUGCCAAGGCACAGGCAGCCAAGAGAGAGAAAGACAAAACGUUGCCGAGAAUUCUGUGUAAGCCAGAAGUUGGAAGCAACAGGAGCGUGUCUGCAAAGGAGCCGCAGCCAGAGCGGAAGGUGGCAGCUGCAGGGCUUCCGUUAGAUCCCUUCCACAAGACUACAGCAAAUAAAGAAAAUGAAUUACGAAGGGAUACUGAUGAAAAGCAGAAGAACCAGGACACGGCCAAACUCUGCAAUGGCCAACAGAGCGUUAGCUUAUGGAGCGAGAAGACGGUUCCUUCGGUGCAAGAGCUGAACAAAAAGCAAGGGGCGCUGUCAAGUGGGAGUGGCAAAUCUUCGGUGUCUGUCUCUUUGUCUUCAAAGGAGCCAAAGCGAGAACCAGCCAAAGUUUCUAACCAAGGCCUCUGCCUCUCGAGUCCAUUCACUAAACAAUGCGUGGAAAUGUUACAAGACAUUCAGUGGCACAGCCCAACUAGCAAGACAGUUGAAAAUGGAGAAUUGCCGGUACCCCGUACCCCGUCCGGAGUUGGGGACAGGCACACGGACGAUACUACAGACAGCGUGCGGACACCGACCUGCCGGCGCUUCAAUGAGGACAGCACGACCCCAAGGAUUAUGGUACCCCCUGCUACUCCAGACUUGCCCGCCUGCAGCCCGGCGAGCGAAACGGGCAGCGAAAAUAGCGUGAGUAUGGCCGCCCACACGUUGAUGAUACUGUCACGGGCAGCUAUUGCACGGACUAGCGCUGCGACCCCCCUGAAGGACAACACUCAACAGUUCAGAUCGUUAAGGAGCACGGUGAAGAAGAGGAAACUAGAGGACUUGAACGAGGGAGAGAGAACUUCUCGUUCUGCAAACAGAAAAGACCUUCAAAGCUCUCCAACACCAUCAAAAAAGAAGAAAAUAAAGAAAAAGAAGCUACCAAAUUCUUUUUUUGUGGACAAGUUCUUGUUGUCUUUGCAUUAUGAUGAGUAG
Messenger RNA from Apaloderma vittatum (bar-tailed trogon), 4274 nucleotides. RefSeq names its product nuclear protein, ataxia-telangiectasia locus (gene NPAT). Lineage: Eukaryota; Metazoa; Chordata; Aves; Trogoniformes; Trogonidae. Gene Ontology annotation, cellular component: nucleus. Gene Ontology annotation, molecular function: transcription coregulator activity. The record is from RefSeq and is a predicted model, not a curated record.